Messenger RNA from Papaver somniferum (opium poppy), 611 nucleotides. RefSeq lists its product as uncharacterized. Lineage: Eukaryota; Viridiplantae; Streptophyta; Magnoliopsida; Ranunculales; Papaveraceae. The record is from RefSeq and is a predicted model, not a curated record. The coding region runs from base 5 to 310 and encodes 101 amino acids. The transcript has 3 exons.
CUUCAUGCUACCGUCAUGCAGAACUUUUUAUGGGAGCACAAGGAUGGCUACAAUUUUUCUUAUCUGGUCCAUUGGAAUCUGGUGUGUGCAAAGAGGAGGUGGAUUGGGAGUUUUGGAUCUUAAGAAAAUGGACUCGCGUUGUUAUCCGAAUGGUUCGGGAGAUUUGGUAUUAACAAAAAACACUUGUGGUACAGGAUUAUCUAUAAUAAAUAUGGGACUAUCACUUCUCAUUGGAUUCCUAGUGUUGAUAACUUCCCCCAUGCUUUUGUCUGGAAAUCCAAUAUACCACCUAAGAACUAUUCAUGACUAGCUCACUGCUGGCAUAAUAAUGACUUCUCUAGUUUUGACAAAGAGUUUUGGGCUCUCAUUCAUGCCGCUACUUGUUGGGUUCUAUGCGAUGAGCGUAAUGCUCAUCUCUUUGGAGACAAGCAUUUGUUUAAAAUAGGUCGAAGUGUUUGUUUAAAAAAAUAUUUUGAUCUUGGUGUUGAAGCCAAAUUUCUUGUGAUUGUGUGAGACAUAGAUUCUUGCAGUCUGACACUUCUAGUACAGUGUUUAACUGGGAUAUAAUUUUUCUUAAUUUCUUUUUAUCUACCACCGGUGGCUUCUGUACA